Messenger RNA from Saprolegnia diclina VS20, 1476 nucleotides. RefSeq lists its product as hypothetical. NCBI's taxonomy places the organism in Eukaryota, Oomycota, Saprolegniomycetes, Saprolegniales, Saprolegniaceae. The transcript has 5 exons. Gene Ontology annotation, biological process: response to pheromone; G protein-coupled receptor signaling pathway. The record is from RefSeq and is a predicted model, not a curated record. The coding region runs from base 72 to 1445 and encodes 457 amino acids.
GCGCUAAGAAAACGAUAAGAUUCGAUUCGAAAAACGAGCAAUCGCAAUGGCCUUUUUCUUUCGGCCAUGUCAUGCGAGGUCACUUUUGCAGACGACCGCUGGAGAGCAUGCGCCGUACGCUGCUCGCGGUCCUUCUCCUCGUUGCGUCGGCGUCGGCCAGCAUCUUCUCGGGCUUCAACAUUGGCCGCGAGUUUUCGUACAUUGGCAAGUUUUGCUUUGGCUUUGACGAGGACUUUACCAAGACGGUGGGCGUCAUCCAAGGCCGUAUCCGCACGCCGGACGACGGCGUCCAGCUCGCCAUCUACGACGACGAAGCGAUGUUUUGGCAGUACGUUAUGGGCCACGACGACGCAACGUGUGACUGUGAAUGCAAGCUCUCGGCAGCACACACCAAGUACGUCUUCAACGUCAGCCGCGCGACCGACAACCUCCACGCGUUCCAGUUCAACUUUUCCCUCGAAGAACACUUGCGGCCGCGCUUUUGGUACGUGGCGCUCGCCAAGUGCGUGCCGGGUGGCGCCGCGUACACGCCUUCGUUUUUGAAAAUGUCGCCGUCGGACUUUCUCAAGUACUACUUCACCGCGUGGUACUACCUGCACUUCACCCAAGGCGACGGCAGCGAGGUGCCCGUGUACCAAGAGGACCUCGACAUGGUCUACAUGGCCUUUGCCGUCCUCUCGGGCAUCGCGCUCGCCUUGCAGAUGACGGCCGCGCGUCAACUGCACCGGUCGGAAGCCUUCCACCCGAUCAUCCAGCUCGUCACGACGAUCGCAACGGUCUUUUUCUCUGCGAACGCCAUGCUCGCGCUGCACUUCGCAGCGUUCAAAUGGAACGGGUUUGGGAUCCCGCUUCUCCUCGGGCUCGGCCGCGUCUGCCAAGCGCUCCUGCACGUACUGACGCUUCUCCUCGCGAUGCUCAUUGCGAAGGGCUGGACCAUCAACUCGAUCACGCUCGAAGGCCGGUCCAAGCUCACGACCGUCAUGGUGCUGCUCCUCGUCUUGUACGUCUCCCUCGCCAUGUGGUACCUCAUUGGGUUGGACCCGGCCUCGACCCUCUACCUCUACGACUCGUGGCCCGGCCUCGGCAUUUGCGCGCUGCACUGCUUUGUGCUCGUGUGGUUCCUCUCGACGCUUUCGCAGACGCGCCAAAAGGAAGACGUGCUCGAGAAGCGCGCCUUCUUCACACAGAUGGGUGUCUUGUUUGCCAUCUACGUGCUCUCGGUGCCCUUUAUGGUCGCAUUGGCCUCGCUUCUCUCGCCGUGGGUCCGCGAAAAGAUUGUCGACUCGGUCACGGUGGGGAUUGAGUUUGUCACGUACUCGAUUUUGAUCUUCCUCCUCUGGCCGUCCCGCGCCCCCAAGUAUUUUGAGCGCCUCUACUCGCUCUGCGGCACGAGCGCCGAAAAGACCAACCUUCGCGACGCGUCUUUGCCAACCGAUGUCUUGUAAAGGGUUAAGAAAACACUCGUCUACACCCGGC